CUUCUUCUUCUUCUUCUUCUUCUUCGCACACAAAUAUAUAUUUUCGGUCGCUGCUGCGACGUCCUUUUUUUCUUCGGUUUCCUCGUUCCUGACCGACGACGUGCCGCGAUCUGUUUCUCUCGUGCCGGUGGUGAUACGUGCUCCGGUGUAUCAAUGUAUAUCACGUGUCCGUACCGUCGUCCUCGCCGCCGCUAUCACGGGAUUUCGGGUCGUCGGCUCGUGGAGAUGCUUCGUGACUCCUCGAGAGAGUCUUAAAGGAAAUUGUACCACCGCUCGGUUUCUUUGGAUACCAUCGAUAUUGGAUAAAGUGCGGACGAUCAAAAGGACAAGACGAUGUAUACUGACGGUCUCCUGACACUCCAUUAUGGGAAGCAUCCAGCGACCUUGGCCGCGGAGGUUGGGGCCUGGUACACCGGGGACCGUCACGUGGACGUGACGUUAGCUUGCGAUGAUGGUUCCGUCGUCAAGGCCCAUCGCGUAGUUUUGGCCGCAGCUAGUCCCCUUUUGGCUAGUCUCCUUCGCAACCCCGCGUUGGACCAUGUGGUCCACUUGUCUGGGGUUCGAAAAACCCAGCUGACGCAUCUGCUGGAAUUUCUUUAUAACGGGGAAGCUCUAAUUCCAUCGACAGAACUCACACCGUUGAGGGAACUAUUCGAGCUUCUUCAAAUAAAGUCGGAGUUGUUUGAGCCGAACCAACCUCAGAUUUCCAGCAACUCCGACCCCGAAAGGAUACCAACCCCUCAGCCCUCCGAGGGCCAGGAGAGUUCGAGUUACGAAUCGCAGUACGACGGCAGGCAAUCUAAUAAUCCUGCCGAUUGUUGCUCGGUAUUAAUAAAGACCGAGGGCUGCGAGGAGGAACCAGAAGUAGACGUCGAAGGCGUCGAAGGCGAAGCGCUUCUUACGGAGAACAGAGAGGGCAGUAUAGAACCGCCGCGACGGAGGGAUAGUUCCGAUCCCGUGAACUUAAGUUUAAACUCUGGGACUUCUACCACUAGCGAAAGUUCACACGAUAUUGUACCUAGGCCAGAAAAACAAUUAUUGGAAAGGCGGGAAUCUCUGGAAGAAGCCGAAGAGAGGAGGAGGCAAUUAGCGACCCGGCUCGCGCUGGGUUUGGAACCCGGGAAACGAAAACCCGAGGAAAUACCUAUCCCACCUGCGGAGGCGUACAUCGUGACGCCUCAUCGGAAGCGAAGGCCAGGCUUUCACAACGCACCCGCACAGAAUCCUGCCUUCGUACCGUUCAAUCCUGGAUUCGAGACGCCGAGACGGUUGCAAGCGCCACAUCCUCUCAGCGUCUCGGCACCUCCGUACCUGCAGGACAGGUCAGUGACGCCGCCAGGAGCGUCGCAUAGACCACCGAGCGCGGAUCCGGCGUCAGCAGCGGCUUUGGAACCACCCUGGGGUUCCUGGGCGCUACCACCUACGAGAGCACCCCCGCCCCCGCCGUCGGACGACCCGCCCAAGUCCACUCCCGUUCGCGAGUACCGGUGCAGCUACUGUGGAAAACAGUUCGGAAUGUCCUGGAACUUGAAAACGCACCUGCGAGUGCACACUGGUGAAAAACCGUUCGCGUGUAGACUUUGUGUCGCGAUGUUCAAGCAGAAGGCUCACCUGUUGAAGCACCUCUGCUCGGUCCACAGAGGCGUGAUAGCUGCGCCGGACAACACGUUCACUUGUUGCUUCUGUUCGUUAAGUUUCGAUAGUUUACAAGAGCUGAUCAGGCAUCUGUCCGGGCCGCACAAUAAUCUGCUCCUCAGCAAGAACCUGCACGACUAGCGACAUGGUUAAGGCCGACCGGUGCUAUGAAACGUGGCCUUGAAAACGCGUCCCGAUCAGAUUUCAUGUGAUCAUGAUGCCUGUUCGGGCAUGCAGUUCUCGUUCAGAUCAUUCAAAUUCGAAUCGCAGUGCAAACUACUAUAUUCAGUAUUCGAACAUGGAUUCAGCAUUUCAUUUAUUUCCACUUUCGCCGCGUCUGACGCGAAAUGUUUCGGUCUGAACGUCGAUCUCGAGGUAGCAGGGCCACUGCGUGAAAAAGUAACUAGCUCCAAUUAUUUUCAUACAUUUGAGAAUGUCUUUUGCAAAAACAAAAUGUAUUUUAGUAUUUCGAAUACAAGCGAUCGUUUUCGUAAGUUGAAAAUCAUUGGAGGCACGUCGAAGCACGUAGGCUUAGCACGACGCGUUGAACACGCGUCGGACAAUCGUUACCAUUAAAUAAAUUAAUAGAGUCGAUGCGUGCUAUGUUAUAAUGUGUCUGAUGAAAUUUUAACGAUUCUACAUAGAAACUAUUCGUCGUUAAAUAACGGAGCACCGGAAGGGCCUUUCACUAAAGCGUUACGUCGUUUUCGUCCUCUCAGUGAAGAAAUAUCCGAAGACGACGCAACCCGAUUUACUAUUACCUGUUUAUUAUAAUAAGCGAUGACCAGUAACUUUGACCAAAUGACGUAUUUCCGGCGGGGAAUGUGUCGGAUAUGUUCACGGUCUCCCAUCGGGAAACGUUAAGAAAGUCGGAACGAGAAUAAGAAUGUGAGAGAGACGAGAUAGAGGCGAGAGUCAAUUACCUUUGUCACGCGCCACGCCGUGUUCCGAUUCGCUGAACAGCGAACAGUGAAUUUUCGAAACGCACCUUCUCGUUGCGUCUUUACUUACUCGAAAAAGCUUUUAAACGCUUCCGUUCGCGUCACGUGACAGACAGAGCAGAGAGCCUCUCGUUUUACCUCAGCGCGCGCGCUAAAACAAUCUCAUAAUAAUGUAAUGUGUAAAUAAUAUCGUUAACGUUUAAGUGUAGUAGGAACAAAAGCGAACGGAUAUAAUAAUGAUUUAUUUAUUUUACACUUUGCAAAGGGACCAACUGAUUUUUCCACCGAUUUCUGUCUUAGGUAGAUUUUAGGUAUCCUGCCCCGUCAAUCGCCUCGAACAAAUUCAUUCGCUUUACGCAGAGUUCACGAACACGAUUUCCGAAAACUAAGUAUACGUAUCUAAAUGGAGAGACUUUUCAAUCGAAGCUGACUGGAGCACAAAAAGAUAUCGACGUUCUCCUUUCAAUGACUUUACGAAGAGGAACAUUAUCGGCGACGAGCACGCACGAUCUUUGAAGAAGCGACAAUAAUUAGUUUUCAUUUCGAAACGGCUCGUAGCCGAUCGAUGGAGCGAACGUUGCUAAUGUUCUUCCACGUACACGUCCGCACAAUCCUCGUCUUCCGAUUUACGCGCUUGUCCUCCUCUCGUGUUCUCUUUCCAUUUACUUUCCUCUAUUCUCCUUCGAAACGUCUUUGGUAUCUCAGCGAUUCGAGUGCCUUGUUAAAAUGGGUCCAAAUUGGUCGAUUGGGCAGUGAUUUCAUGUGUUCAUAGGCUUAAGAUAAGUACACGUGUAAGAUGACGAAUACGAGCUCGCUUAGGAAUUGAUGAGAAUAAAAAUACGCGUUAAUUAAUUCACAUAGAGAAGAUUUUAAAUAUUCACUCGAAUUAAUCCAAGUUUCGUUAGAGUCUAGAUAGAACGUUUUUCUCUUUUUUUUUAAGUAGUAGCUUUUUGUUUCUCUAAUUUCUUUUUUGUUGGCGCAGGACGUCAUGAUUUUUUUUUUAGACAGGUAUUAUUACCUAAGGUGCCUUGAGGAAGGGCCUCGACCUCUCUUUAACUCCUUGGCCAUACGAAAAUUCAAACCACGGAACAGGCGGUCUUAACGCAAAAUUGAAACAAUUCUAAUCUCAAAUUACACAUUAUACUGAAUAAUACCGUCUUUUUUCAUUCUUUCUAUACUCGCAGCUACAUUCCACGCAUUCACAAGUUCCGUAAGAAGAUUCUUAACUAUCAAUUGUGCAGUAGUACAUUUAAUCUGCCUUCUUUAAACAAAACUACUGCCUUCACAAUUUGCAAUAACGAUGAAAAACAAGACCGCUUGUUUCAUUUGCCUUUAGCAUGGCACGUUUGCAAGGAAAUAAGUAUCGAGUAUAAAAAUGCGUAUACUCGAUAGUAAUAAAAAAAGAAAGGAACGUAAGAAGAGGUUGGAGGGGUGGUGUGCGCUCUCAUUAAGCCAGGCAAAAAUGGCCAGCACAAAACAGUGAACGCAAUGUGAUACUAAAUGAUAAUAAAGAUAAAGUAAUUAUUGUUUAGCGUGCAACGCUUCGCACGGCGCAAUCGCACGGGCGCGACUCGUGGCUAUUUCGAUAAUAAAAUGAAACGAAUCUAAGGAGGGAGACACUCUUUCGAUCGCGGUAAGAAGAAGCUAUGACAGACAGACCUUUUUUUCUGCGAGCCGCUUGAAUAGAUAAUUCUUAGCGAACAUACUAACUAUUCGUCGUUUCCAAAUCUCCCGAUCCGGUCCCCCCCCCCCUGUCCCCCUAUCCGGCCCCUCGUCCACUCUUCUCGAGACGUAAGCGCACUAGGAUUACGUACACAGAUUAUUUUACCGUUAAUUAGUUACGUUUAUUGUGUAUAAAUACACACGCACUUGCGGCCAGAUGCCCCGAGAGGACACGAUGUUGUUUUAUUUUUCUUUUCCCUAAAAGACAUUGUGAAAAAUAAAAUCGUUCUCAAUGAACCUCUCAUAUUUUUUCUUCUAACUGUUGCUGAUAAUUUUAAUUAGCAAAUUUUCAUCGAGAGCUACACUGUUGUCAAGACUAAUCGUUUCUUGUUUCGUGGAAAUGAAAAAUUGAUGACGCGUAAUAUUAGUUUCGAUUGAUGCUCGAUCGCAGAUGAAGAGUAUGAAAAAUUGUCGUACAUUUUUAUGAGGAUACAUUCGUCUUACGUAGCCGUAUUGUCCAUAGUAUUUUCCCUCAUUCAAAUGGCACAGUUAAGAAAUAGUGCUCUUCGGACAUCUGGUCUGAGUUUCCUAGAAUUUAAGCAUCUUCCGAGCGGAAAGCGUUUUCCGCGUGCUUUCUUAGUGUUCAUAGAUUUACAAGAAAUAAAUUAAUUCAGAUGAGAAAUCUGUAAAAGAAGAUAAACGAGCGAGUGGAAACAA
Ceratina calcarata is the source of this 4955-nucleotide messenger RNA. It is a transcript of the gene ken, whose product is annotated as zinc finger and BTB domain-containing ken and barbie protein. The record is from RefSeq and is a predicted model, not a curated record. Gene Ontology annotation, cellular component: nucleus. The transcript has 6 exons. Gene Ontology annotation, molecular function: protein binding; DNA-binding transcription factor activity; RNA polymerase II cis-regulatory region sequence-specific DNA binding. Lineage: Eukaryota; Metazoa; Arthropoda; Insecta; Hymenoptera; Apidae. The coding region runs from base 334 to 1776 and encodes 480 amino acids. Gene Ontology annotation, biological process: regulation of transcription by RNA polymerase II.